UCUACAUCCGUGCAUUGCUACUUCCUGUAUGUUGAGAGCUGCUAAAGUAAACAUGGAAUGGAGCUGUGUAUUCGGAGGCAAUUAUAUGUGAAAUAUGUUAAGUUAGUGAUUACGUGGAAUGCAGUCUGAGACCACCUUGGUGUAGAAUGUUACCCCUCUGACUCACCGAUGAGCACCAUGUUCCAUUCGUCUCACAUCCACGUGCCUCGCAGUCGGCGACCCAAUGCACUUCGGACAUUUGUCACAUCCUCAUCAUUUGGGCCCACUGAGACCAAGGAGCCACUGAGGCGGGGGAUUAUGUUCACAACGGUCGCCAGUGUUCUCCUACUUGUGGGGAGCAUCCUCACAUGGCUGGGGUUCAGUGAUGUGUUUGGUGACAAGGUGUCCAUGACAGGACCACUGCUGAUAGCGUUGGCUCUCCUACUUCUUCUGUUGUCUAUGAGGCAGUUUGUUAUAGCUCGGAAACGGAAUAAUUCCACCAGGAAUGGACUACAGCUUGGACAGAUGGGGCGUGGCACGGUAACAGCAGUGGUAGUGGAUCGCAAUGAUGGCCUGGGUGCUGUCACUGUCAUCAUGGAUGCUCUGAAUGUCACCCCUGACACACAAAUGAGAAGCUAUGCAUCGUCCACAGGGGAAGACUGUGCACCUCCAUCAUAUAGUGAGGUUACACAGGAAAAUACCAGUACAAUCCCCCCUGGCCACCAUCACCCGGAUCAGGAUGAACCACCACCUCCAUACGAGGAGGCUGUUGGGGUAGAAUUGUCCUCAUCCACACUCAAUCGCUCUUCUCUUCACAAUCACACUGACGAAACUACACUGCCAGCUUAUACAUCAUGGACACCAGGCUGUAACGUAGACACCCCCAGCAAUACACUGACUAUCCCAGGGCAGGUGGCCCAGUGUUACCGUCGCUGCACAUUCCCUACACAGCCCGGAAUAGAAACCAGUGGUGGAGGACACCAGCUCACAUCUCUCGCAACAGGCCAGACACUUACUACAGCAGAGCUCACUCAGGGCGCUAAUGGACCUUGGUCUUCUUCAGGAAGGUUUUUUCUAAUUCCACAUUUUCUAGGAGUUUUAGCCAAUAGGAGAGGAGACCCUGCAGCAAGUAUGACUGGGGAGCUACCCCCAGCCUACCAGGCAGUGGACACAACCGGUAGCUCCCCUCUCACCUACCUUCAAGCCAUGAGUGUAGGCAACCAGCCUGGUCCCCCACAAGAUCACCUAGGGGUACAGAGUCCCCAUGAGUCCCGCUCUCUUGCUCAUCCAAUGGUACCAGACCACCCUGUCGAUACCUACCAUCUGCCUCCUAUGGAGAGCAACCAACAGGGAGUGGUCCCACACUCCAGCUUCCCAAACUCCAGUCUCACCACCUGCAGUCUCCCUGGCUCUGCUGAGACACCAUCAAGUCAAGUCUGCUGCGUGACGUCAUCCAGUCUGCCCAACUCCAGCAUGGCGGCCUCCAGUCUGACGGGUAUUGGUGUCACAGGUUCGAAUAUGAAGACCUCCACCACACCCAUGCCUACUAUUGCGGGCUGCAAUUCUCCUCCCAGGGUUCAUCACGGAGGAGUGAGCAGCCAUCCCAGCAGCACCACCAGCCCCUCUGCUGCAGCACGCUUCCUGCAGGCUCCACGCAACCCCAACUCUCCCAUCAUAGAUGAACUAGAAGAGGUGGUAUAGUCGUAGGGCACAGCUGCAUUGCACAUGUAUGCUAGUUAUGUUAUGAUACAGGAGGUAUGAUGUUGUAUUGCAGAACACAGCUGCUCAUGUCAAACAUUGAUAAGUUGGGGUUGAGUUGUGAUACAAAUGAUAUGUACAAAUAAUUUUUAUCUUUUUUACUGAAUGUAUAUCAAGGCCAGACCAAUAUAAUUACUUGUUUUGAUGACCUAUUAUAAAAAAUAUCUGAAGCAGGAGG
Molecule: messenger RNA, 1915 nt
Organism: Haliotis rufescens (red abalone)
Lineage: Eukaryota; Metazoa; Mollusca; Gastropoda; Lepetellida; Haliotidae
Exons: 6
Coding region: 169-1680 (503 amino acids)
Source: RefSeq, a predicted model, not a curated record